CAGGUUUGUUGUUUCUCGGCGCCUUCUCCUCUCUGAAUAAAACGAGUCAGAUCGAAGCUGAAUUUAAUCCACUUCCUCUUUUUACACUCUGUGUUUAGGAAACACCUGCUUCACACACCCAGAAGUCACCGAGGGAGACACGAGGCUCAGAAAACAAACUGAAAUGUCCCUAAGAAUCCCCCCGACCCACAAAAACACACCUGACGUGAAGCUAAGACGCACAACAACACACACAAAAACACAAAGACACGAGUGCUGAUGGUGUGUAAGUGUGAUGGAGGGCGAUGGGGAGGCCGAGGUCAGUGUUGUGUGACUGUGACAGACUGAUGCACUUGAGAAUAUCACCUCAGUGCAGGCGGUAUGUAAAGCAGAUGAGGUUCCUGUGUGUGUGUUGAGGAUUUAAUGUCACAAGUGAGUGAAGAGAGCAGCCGUGAAGACGUUGAACCCAUGGGCCUGAAAAAUUCCCACCCCAAGUUGUUCCCGGGAGACAUCGUGGAGUAUCCCAGGAACAAGUUCUUCUCUCAUUUCGCCAUCUACUACGGAGAGAGAGACGGCGUUCCCUACGUCGCUCACCUGACCUGCCGAGAUUCAGACACCAAGCUGCUGCUGUACGGUCGAGCUCUGAGGUCAGAGGUCAAACUGGAUCCCCUGGAGAUGCUGGGGACAAAGUACAAGGUCAACAACAUGUUUGACGAGGUGCACCCCGCCAGAGACUUCCACAACGUGGUGAAGCAGUCGAUCGACGACAUGAUGGGCCGCGAGGUGACGUUCGACAUCCUGUUUCACAACAGCGAGCACCAGGCGACGCUCUUCAGAUACGGAGUCAAGAAAUCUGAACAGAUAGACAAGAUUUAUGAGCACAUCAUGCCGGCCUGGAAGAAGCUGUUUGAAGAGAAAAAACUGUAAAAACUACUUAAUGUUCAGUUCUCGUCUCAGCCACUGGAGGGCGACGUCGCUCCUCCUGGUGCGCUCUCUUCUGACGGAGAGCUGUCAAAUAUGAUAAUCAUUCGAAAAAUAAAGUUGUUAGAUCACAAAAAAAGUUUGGAUAAAAAUGUUGUAUUUGGACCAACAGAUUAGACACAAACACAUUAUUAUUAUUAUUAUUAUUAUUAUUAUUAUUAUUAUUAUUAUUAUUAUUAUAUAAAUGUUUGUAAUCUCAAAUUUCAUGUACUGCAAAAAUGGAAUACAAGCUGCACAUUGUUAGCACCUAUGCUAAUUAUUUAAAUCAGGGGAUUCAAACAACAACGCAGGCCAGUAACUACUUAAUAUCUGAUUAAUUUUACAAAAGAAAUCAGUCUUUAUAAAUCUUUUAUCAAAAGGUUUCCAGAUUAACUCCUGCUGGUUUCAUUUAUUUCAGUUUUCAUGUUUAAUGUUAAAACAUUUUUGUUCAUCAUUUAUCAUCUCGCUAUCUGGAUUUUCUGAUUUGUUUUGUUGCUUUAACUUAAAUGAACCAACAGAUCUUUGUCAGAUCUUCACUUUAUAAAUAAAGUUAUUUGAAACGUUCA
Molecule: messenger RNA, 1505 nt
Organism: Acanthopagrus latus (yellowfin seabream)
Lineage: Eukaryota; Metazoa; Chordata; Actinopteri; Spariformes; Sparidae
Product: phospholipase A and acyltransferase 1-like
Exons: 5
Coding region: 403-906 (167 amino acids)
Biological process (GO): N-acylphosphatidylethanolamine metabolic process
Cellular component (GO): cytoplasm
Molecular function (GO): A2-type glycerophospholipase activity; glycerophospholipid phospholipase A1 activity
Source: RefSeq, a predicted model, not a curated record